AUGUUUGCACGAUAUUAUGAUAACGAUCACGAAAUUAAACCGAAAUAUUCUACUCAAGUUCUUAUUGGAAAUUGGUAUGAAGAUCGUUUUCACUUGAACAGUUUUUUCAUUACAAAAUAUUUUCAGCCUGAUAGAAAUCUUCCUAUUCCAGUAAAAAUUGAAAAUGAUGGUUUUAGAAGGUACGAUAGCAGUUCAGGAAAUUUUGUCGUCAUCCCACACAAAGCAAUACAUCCUCUUGAUUCGACAUUGAAAACGUCAGCAGGAACAUCAAAAGAUAUAUUAAAACCACCUCCAGUUAUCAAACAAGAUAACCAUACAAAACGAGCGACAUUAAAAGACAUAUCAGAUGUAAAUAAACAAAUUUGGCGAGAGAAGAACCUACUAGAAUCAGGCAGAUCGACGACUUACCGACGAGAUUUCAGGGUGUGGCCAGGGAUACCUCGAUGGAUGUCAGAAGCCAACAUUUCAGACAGGGUUGAUAGGUUGGGGGAUAGAACAAAUAGGCAGAAUCAUUCCCACCUAGCUACAUACGUGCCUCCAACUGAUGUUCCUAGAUUAGUUGCUAUGUAG
Messenger RNA from Helobdella robusta, 570 nucleotides. RefSeq lists its product as hypothetical. The record is from RefSeq and is a predicted model, not a curated record. The transcript has 3 exons. The coding region runs from base 1 to 570 and encodes 189 amino acids. Lineage: Eukaryota; Metazoa; Annelida; Clitellata; Rhynchobdellida; Glossiphoniidae.